Molecule: messenger RNA, 2349 nt
Organism: Ixodes scapularis (black-legged tick)
Lineage: Eukaryota; Metazoa; Arthropoda; Arachnida; Ixodida; Ixodidae
Exons: 2
Coding region: 229-2349 (706 amino acids)
Biological process (GO): proteolysis
Molecular function (GO): zinc ion binding; nucleic acid binding; aspartic-type endopeptidase activity
Source: RefSeq, a predicted model, not a curated record
UCUUCUUCUAUGUAUUGCCCUACCUAUCUCACUUUAAGAAUCCUAUCCUCUUUCUUCUCUUCUUUUCUAUGACAUAAAAGCAGUUCAUCACGAGGCACCGGACGAGAUGGUCGUUCUUUCAUAGCGGUACGCUUGCUGCUGAAUUCUACAUUAUGGCGACGAGGAUCUACGUGAGUUCUGCGCUGGACUGGGCUUCAGCGAGGACAUGCGGGGAAUGCUGAUCGCCGAAUGGGCAAUUUCUUGCGUGUCCCGGCAAAACCUUCCCCAGAACUGAUCCAGCAACAAGAUGGCGACUACAUCGAACGGCAUCACCGAGUGCUGAGAAGCCAUCUUGGAGCAGUCAUGGCCUCGGGCGGCAAGCUACCCCCAGAGUUCUUAGUCAAGCUGGGACCUCCGCCCAUUCCAUGGGAGCGAUGGAUCAAGAUGUUUGAGCGUUAUUUGCUGGCAACUGGCGCUCAAGAGUUUGGUGCAGAACGCCGUCGGGCAAUGCUGCUCAACUGUCUCGGAGAGGCCGGCCAGCAGAUUUACGACGCUCUACCAACGCCUGAGCCUGCUGUUGAGGAAGCGCUAGCACCGCUGGCAGCAGCAGGUGGCGAACAAGUUGUGGGAGCUCCCCUUGAUGUCUACGAGGAAACAGUUAAGUUACUGGAGGCUGAAUUUACACAGCCAGUCAAUGUGACGCUCCAGGAGCUCCAGUUUCAUCUACGAAGACAGAAAGAAGGCGAGUCCCUUCGCGAUUUUCUGUCGGCUCUACGGACGUUAGCCGCCAACGCUAAUUUUGGAAGCCGUACUCAAGACCGUAUCCGGAAACAGUUCAUGAUUGGAGUGGCUUCAACUGAAAUUCAGGAACGGAUGGUCCUCGAUGCAGCUCUCCCGUUCGACGUUGUUAUGCAUACCGUCAUGAACCUGGAAAGAUCACGUCGAGAGGUUCGAGAGUGGGCUGGCGUCGCUGCACCGAGCGAGCAGACCUGUCAAGUGACGCACUCAUCAGACUCGUCAGCCUCGAGACAACCCAGGGAGAGACAGUCCGGGCGACGUGAAGGGCAUGCUUCCAGAACGCCAUUCAAGCAGCCUGCCCGUCAGCAUAGUUCUUCACAACGGAUAUGCUAUGAGACAUCGCCGCCACCUCCACGGAGGUCAUCAUCCCAGAGGGUUGCGAGACAACGUCCUGCCUCGAGAAACGCGUGUGCGACCUGCGGGGGAAGCGGCCGAGAUCCGUUCUCCAGCCAUCAGCAACCACGACCUGGACAGUCGUCGGACCGCCGUCAGGACCCCGCGGCACAGUCAAUUCGCUCAAGGCCAGGCUGGCAAGGGCGGCAGCAUUCAAGGCGACAUGACAAUUUUCGCCACACACGUACUUGUGCCAACUGCGGACAUGGUCCUCAUCGAUGCCAGAGCUACGACACCUGCCCCGCAAGAAACCUUUAUUGCUACAACUGUGGUCGCAGGGGUCACCUUGGCCGCGUAUGCAGAAGCAUACGUCGGGACUACCAGCGAUCGCGAUACAAGCAAGUGGAGCAGGUGCUCUCAGAUUAUGAUGACUACGACGACGACGAUGAUUCUGAGAUCGUAUGCCACAUAACAGAAUCAUCAACUAAAAAAGUCUUGAUUACCGCCAAAGUCUUUGGAACGCCGAUACAGUUCCUGCUCGACACCGGGUCAUCCGUCUCAAUAAUGGACAAAGCCACGUUCAUGCAAUGGUUUGCGCGAGAUGCACUCGUCAUACCACCACCGGUGACGCUACUGAAUUAUUCGCGCCAGCCCAUUAAUAUCAUGGGAGCCUUCAAGGCCAUGGUGGUAUUCAAGCAGCGUCGCUCGCAAGUACUAUUCUACAUUGCAGACCAAGGCACAUCAUUGUUAGGCAUGGACGCCGUCGUGGCACUCGACAUCAAAAUGAGCGGAGCAACGCGGACUUGUUUCUAUACUGCGACCAGUGACACCGGUGAGGCUUCAACAAGUGCGGCAGAACAACCGUCAACGUCGUCACAAUUACCUACAUUGUCAGCCAAGUCGACGGUAGCAAAUUCAGCCGCGACCUCUCAGCUGCACGACUCGUCAGCUGCACUGGAGGAACAGUGGACUGAACGUCUUCUGCCACCAGCAAAGGGGGUACCUCCACCAGGACACCAGCAAGCGAUGGUACCCAUACCGUCAAAACCAGAGCCGAGCUCACUUCGCAGAGACAUCAUCAUCACACACCGAAAGAAGUGGAUUUCUCACGGACGCGCAGCGCACCAGCAACAGGGACCUCGCCAGCUGAAAGGUGGAAUCGGGCAGGUCCCGAUCCUGUCCGUGCUCCGAGCCCAGUCGAUUUCGGACAAAACGUCUUCUCCACUGAAGAGGAGUUAA